Messenger RNA from Styela clava, 5493 nucleotides. RefSeq names its product transmembrane protein 181-like. Gene Ontology annotation, molecular function: toxic substance binding. Lineage: Eukaryota; Metazoa; Chordata; Ascidiacea; Stolidobranchia; Styelidae. The record is from RefSeq and is a predicted model, not a curated record.
ACGUUUUGAUGAUUUUUUAACAUGUUGAAUUGUUUUAAUGCGGAAAAUAUUAAUCCCCGGCCUCGUCGCUCAUGCCAAAUUGUCAAUGUUGUUAGGAUUAGUGCAUCCUUAAUCUUUUUGUCUCGGCCAAACGCGGACCAAAGGUUCGAUUUAAGCUGUUGUAUAGUUACAGCUGUUUCCGUCCCAAUGUUUUGUUUGCAUAUGUUAAUUCGUCCCAUUGUUUUAGGCAUUAGAUUGUAUGCCUUUCUUUUAGCGUGUUUGGAUAGAUGUAUAUAAUGCUACGACCGACUUCGCAUAUUAAUACAGUUUGCAAAUAUAGAAAAAUUUGUUUUGUUUCAUUAUUUAGUAUUGAAGAAAUAUCAGCAAGGGAAUGAAUGCAUUUUCAGUUUUACCUAAUAGAGAUACUAAUUUAUAAGCAUGCAUGUUUGAUAAUCGUUUCACAAUCCUAAUAGCAGAGUGGAUUGGCGAUGGAUAUUCCUUAUUUGGCAAACUUCACUACUUAUUUAGAAUGAAAAGUUUCGUAAUGCGAUGGGUACAAUUUGAGAUCAAUAUAUUAUCAGUUUAAAUUUAUCAGCCGCGUGUUUAUGAACGUGUAGCGGUACAAUUUGAAUUUAAACAGAAAUUAUAUAUUUACGGGGAAUUAUGAAAUUUUAUUGGCUGUCGUUAAAAGUCUUGAAAUUUAAACGAUGACAUCCGCGUUUAUAAAAUUUGUUCGAUAUUUGAAGCUACUUGGUUAACUUAAAUAUCGCUAGACGUACGAAUUAAAAUAGAAGAGCAGCAAAUUAUUUGAAGAGGCUCUUCUCCUAUAUGGCAAGUUAUAUAAAGCAUAGUUAUGGUUGCAAAUGUUAUUGUAACCGUAGUACAUAUCAUAAUACGCCUCUGCUACCAUGUAGAAAGGAAAUAAUUAAAUUGAAUUUUGUCGAAACUGUAGGCGAUACAUUAUGUUAUUUUUGGGUGUACGUGGGACGUAAGCCCGCCAUAGAUAAAACAUAGGUUCCAUCUUUGUUCAUGCUUGAUAGCUCGUUGUUUUACUCGUGCAAUAAUGUGAAAGUUGCGCUUUUUAUCUCAUUUUUAGAUGCAUACUAAUGGUUCGCAGCUCAAUUCAUCGAAGAAUAAUUCAUGGCGUUUAAAAGAUUGAAUAUAUAGGGACAUGGCCAUCUUAUAGCACUUUACAUUUACUAUUGUUCUACUUUACACACUGGUUUCGUUGUUUUUUGAAAGAGAGAAUUCAUACGGACGCCUUAUACUCUGCUGACUAUUCCGGCUAUGUCACUUCUCAUGUCUUGCAUUUCACGUUCUGUCUUGAAAGAAUCUAUCAACACCGCACGGGAAUCAUCGAUCCUAACUUCAUUAAAAUUUGAUUAAUAUAAAUGACUUCAUAUUAUCAUGUACUGUAUAAAAUCAGAGUCGAAAUAAUAUCUACUUUGAGUUGUGAGUUCACUUCCCUCUAGCAAUUUGACCCGCUUUGGAAAGGAAGUCCAUAACAUGUUUCCUACUUUUCUGUGAAGAAGAAAGGGCGUUUUAGAAUUUCUUUAGUCAUGCGCGACUCGAGAAAAAUCACACUAAAUUUAAAUUAUAGAUCUUUUUGUAUUGUCGAUCAAAUGUCACGUUUCUCCGACUUCCUUUAUGACGACAUAAUUGAUUUGGCUUGGCUGUUAUGCUGUAUAAAAACAGUUAUUUCUACACUACCUGCUAAAAUGUGUGAAUCACCGAUGAUCCAAGAAUGGAUUGUUUUUGUUAGAUCUAUAAACUGAGUGUAUUGCUGGUGAUAUCAAGUGAAUAAUAUAUUGAUGAGUCUAACACAGUUAGUUAGGGUCUAAGUUUGAAGUGUGCAACAAUUCAGCGUUGUUUAAAUCACUCAGCCGUUGUAGAUUAUGGGAAUGUCAUCGUCGUGUGCAAUCAGAUCAAGUCUUUCGGUUCUCGAUACUAUUUUCGGGGUUGAUACCGUGCAUACUAUAAAGAUUCAUUAUCACGACGCUAUGCUCUCAAUACAGUUUAUCACAUUAAAAGUAUAUAUACAUGUAAAGUUUCGACCCAAAAUUAGCUUCCCGUCAAAUUUACGUCAGCGUUGCGUUUAAAAUAAAUAAAUUAAUUGAGAAUAGUUCUUUCUAAGCUGGCUAGUUUCAGCAGAACGAAUAAAUCUCGAAGAGAUCAAUAUGUUUACAACCAAUCCAAGACUUAAUGAGAUUGCAGUCAAUAGACAGUUCCGUGUUCGGCGUUUAUUCGUUAUUAGUCUGCAGCUGAUGAGUGAUCAAAUAUGCGAGUUUAGUAAGCAGCACCAAAGGGAGAUUAUGCGAGCAAUCAUUUUUAGUAGCUGGCUUAUUGGAGAGAAAAUCGUUAUAGACUCAGAAAAAUAGCGCAGUUAUUGAUCUUAAAAGGCGUAACAUUCAAAAAUCUGAUAAAUUUUAAUUUAGAUUUAGCGAUCAAAAUAAUACAUGCACAAGUGGGAAGAAAUUACAUGUGGGAAGAAAUUCAGCCUAGACUAAAUCGUUUUCGUCUCACCAACGUACGUUUUACUUUCAAAUGAAGUCUGUUAUUAAAGUUAUACAUUAGAGAUUGGAUGAUAGCCAAGAGAAAACUUUCAAAACUUUUUCUAUAUUUUCAUUUUAAUAAGAAUGUAUCAUUUCUUUUUGCAAUUCAGCAUACCGCUACUGCCGGGUCUAUAACCCCUCUGGGAUACCCGGUUAAAAUACAAAAAGGCGGACUUGCUCCAGGUUACGAUAUCUAAUAAAUCGACAACCCGUUAGCGUUUUUGGUAAAUUUAAACCACGUAAAAAUGGAAAACCCAAUUGAACUGCCGUCGGCGGCAGUAAUAGAAUUUGUGAGGUAUAACCCGCGAGAUUUGCGUGGAUCAAUAUCAGACUAUAUUUAUGUCGGCAAAGCGGAAAAAAAUUAUCCGUCCGUUGGACAGCAAAUCGCAUCAGCUGUAAAAUCACAAGUGGAAAAAUACAGCACGGACGCUGAAAGACUUCAAGAUAACUUUAUUAUUUUACCCGCAUUUGCAAUAUUCCUUGUUAUGGUGUUAUCAGUAACGAAAGACGCUCGGAAAUAUUUUGGCCACAGCGGUAGCCAUGACAACGGGUCAUGUGCUAAAACGCAAAAGACGAUUCAGAUGAGAUUGUACACACUGUCGAAACGUCAAUUUGUGCUGGUUUUUGUUGCUUUUUUUACUUGUUUUCUUCUCACUGUUCUUGUUGGACUUGCAGGUCCUCGUAUUAUAAGCUCUACUCAUAUGAACACAAGCAAUGUGAAACAAGAAAAUAUAGCCACUGGACCUUACACAUUUAUGUCACCAGUUAUGUCAACUUUCAAUCAACAGUUAUGGUUACUGGCAAAUAUCAAAGUGAAAAAUCCAUCAGGGGCUACAGUUUCACAAGAUUUUACUCUCGGUGUUAUGAUAUUUUCGAUUAGCCCUGAUGCAUCUGGCCAUGAAGGAACACAAACUCAUAAUCGCACGAGGACUUUACAUUGUUCUGGAAGCGAAUGUGAUCCGUUAGUCGUUUUGCAUCUUGGCUAUCUCGAAUAUACAAGAAUAAGGGUGCAAGUUAAUUUUUAUGGAAUUGAAAACCUCAAAUAUUCAGUCGAGGAUGUUUUCUUCGAGUUUAAAUACUACAAUCCAACAUUCACGCAAGUUGAAAUCUGGUUCAGAUUUGUCUUCCUUGUUAUUUCAUUUCUUGUCACGUGUAUGUUUGCACAUACCUUACGUCGUUUUCAUAUGAGAGAUUGGACGAUAGAACAAAAAUGGAUUUCAUUACUUCUACCUCUAUUGUUAUUGUAUAACGAUCCCUUAUUUCCACUGAGUUUUUUGAUAAACAGUUGGAUACCUGGAUUUAUUGACACAAUUUUUCAGGCCACUUUUCUAUGUGCUCUACUUUUAUUCUGGUUGUGUGUCUACCAUGGCAUAAGAGCAGCAACAGACAGAAGAAGAUUCUCGACUUUCUAUCUUCCAAAACUUAUUAUUUGCUCAUUAUUAUGGUUGGCAGCAGUAACCUUGGGUUCAUGGCAACAGUAUAAUGAGUUGAGAGAUCCAACAUACCAGUAUAAAUUGGAUAUCACAAAUUUUACUGGCAUGAAAGUGAUGUUUUUCACAGUUGGAGUGGCAUACAUUCUAUAUCUGUUGUUUCUAUUGGUUCGAGCUUGCUCAGAACUUCGUUUGAAACCUUAUUUUAAUUUGAGACUUCGCUUCCUUACUUUACUGACUGCUUUUGUCCUAAUCAUAAGUGUUGCAAUCAUUGUACUGAGGUUUGGUGCUACCAUGUUGCAAGAUAAUUUUGUUGCUGACAUAUCAACGCAAUAUGAUAAUUCAGCUGAAUUUGUUUGUUUCUACGCUUUACUGAAUUUUUACAUGUUCACAAUGGCUUUCGUGUAUUCUCCAUCAAAGACUGCUCAAGAAGUUGAUGAUUCAACAGAAUUAAUUAGCAAUCAGACUUCGAACAUCACCCAGGAUUCUCCCUUUUAAAUGAUUCAGAUGAAGAUGUUUUAUAUGGAAGUGAUUCGGAAGAAGUUCCACUCAGUAAUGGCAAGCUUCGAAAACCCCAAUAUUACGAUGAUUCAGACUGACCAAAUAAAGAAAGUGGGUGCAAAGGGAUCACCUGCCAACAUACACUUCUGUAAGCUCAAUGGAAAAUAUUGGAGUUCCUUCAAGAGUAGAUGAGACAUAGUAGCAAUAUGGAUAGUAUCAUCUUGUAUGGAUUCAUUGCUGAUUCAAAUGCAGCAAAGCCGAAUUUAAAUUGUGUUACAUACAACUACAAUACAAAUGUAGUACAAGCGCAUACCAUGUGGAUUCCUUCCAGUUGAUGACAAAGAACACUUGGAUAAUUGCAAGCUACAUCGAACUAAAAUCAAAAUUUCCUGCUAUUACUGUUCUUCAUUUCAUUAUCUGUUUUGGUUUGUGUCAUGUGAUAAUGUAAAUCAUUUAUAUAUUGCAUCUGACAGAGUGGCAUGAGUGUAGCAAUACUACUGGUUAUCUAUAGUACUUUAUUACAGAAUUUAACAAUAGUUAUCGUCAGUAGAUUAUUUUAGUCUAGUUUUGACUCUUACGUUUUUUCAGUUGGAAAAAAUUUUUUUUUGCAUAUUUUUGUAGAUUUUUGUUUUGAAUUGUAACAAUCCCCAUUUGCACUAUUUUCUCUUUGUAUCUUUUAUUUUUGGGCUUUCAGCAAUGGUUAGACAUCAUAUAGCUUUUAGUGUGUUUACUGUAUUAAUACAUAUAUAUUCCAUAGCUUGCCAAUUUGAUCUAACAUUUCCAAUUAAAUCAUGUUUUAUCAAGAGUGGAUCGAUCACGUUGAUAAAUCCAGAUUUUUGACUCCCUGCAAAUAUUAAUCCACUAAUUUGCCAGUCUAAAAUGAAUGUAGCUGUGUACAGCUGGGGGAAAUUUUUCUAUGAAUUGGGGACAAGUUACUGACUUAACUUGUUAUUUAAAUCAUUGUACAUUGGUGUCUGGUAUUUGAAGCAUCCUUAGACGUGCAAUUUAAUUAAAUUCUUUUUGUAGAGUAA